AUGGUUUAUCUUCUACCUAUAUCUUUAGAUCCCUACCGAUGGUUAAUAUCUUACAGAAAACCGGCCACCCUAUCCUCGACAGAAGGAGAACUGUAUGCAUCUUUUGCAACUGAUGGCAACUUUAAGACUAUAUAUACUGAAGAUCCGGGAACAAAUUAUAGUGCAACCUUACUUGAAUCAACUCCUACAUUGCAAAUCGACUUAGAAAUGAGCGUUCCAGUGUUUAGAAUACAUAUCAAAGGAAUUGAAUAUAAUGGAUUCGAUCCAGGACAGACCUAUCUGACAGUGCGCGUUGGUAAUUUUUAAACUUAUUUAUUAUAUUCUCUAAAGGAGCGGUCAUUAUUUCUGGAGGUGGUUGCACCGAAGAAAAAAGGGUUGGAUAAACAAAAUUUAGAGUGAGUAAACGGUUGAGUAAAUGAAAAGUUGGGUAAUAAAAAUUUAUUGUCAUUUCCAAAUCAUGACUCACUCAAAUAUUGAAGACUACAAAGCAAUGUGUUCAACAGUCAUGCAUAUGUCAAUACAAUAUCAGAGUCACUAUCUUGAUCAUUUUCCGAUUGUCAGGAGAUAAAUGGUGUCUCCGAAGAAAGUACAUGUGCAGACAACAUGAAACUUUCGACUGCAGAAAAUUGCACAAGCAAUUAUCAAACUUGUGACACAGAGGUGGCAAAGGAUAUAUGUGACAACUGAAUGGUAUUCCUUUGUAAACAUUUUAAUGGUUGGAUCAGAAAAUUUUUGCCAAGAAAAACAAUUUAAAUUCAUAGGAUGAAAAUUUGGAAGGUGUUUUAUAAAUUACCAAAGUACCAGACAAUUUGAUGUACAUUAAAUCCAACGCGCAAAACCCUAAAACUUUGACUUUUUGCCGUCCUACCGUUCAGCCACACUCAAUUUAUUAAUUAAACGCAUUAUUGAUUUUAUACAUGAUUGCUUUCUUUACAAAAAGUUCCUAAAAAUUAUGCGUGAAAUGCUACUAUGGCACAAGUCAAAGUUUUAGAGGUCGCGCGUUGGACUUAAUGUACAUCAAAUUGUCUGGUACUUUGAUAAUUCAUAAAACACUUUCUAAAUUUGCACCCUAUUAUGAAUUCAAAUUGCGUUUUAAGCCUUCCAUUUUUGUGCGCAUGCAAGCCAUCCAUAUUUAAAGUGGAGUUUUUUAAACAACAUCCUGCACUCGACAAUUUAUUUUUCAAAAUAAUUUUAAGGUUACUUCACACGAUGAACGUGCGUUUUAGUCUAUUGGACUGACAUUGCUCAACGACUUUUAGGUGUAACUUUACCAAAUUUUCAGUGAAGAAAGCCAGGAAAAUGCUGAUUUCGACAAUUUUUAUUUGAUGGGUGUUCUGUUUAAACAUUUUCAGUAUUGGCUGACUGAGUAAAUAUGUAGGUACCUUCAUAAAAAAAUCAAAAUAUGUUUAUAGUUUACCUCAACGGUUGUCUAGAUAUCGCAAUUCAAAUCUUCAUAGGCAUGGUAAAAAAAACGUGUGCGGAAAAUUUCUCUUCUUUAGUGGUUUUUCUGAUAUGCCCUGAUUCUUGGAUUUGUCACUGAUAAUUCACGAAGUUGUCAAAGAAAACGUCAUAUUAGAAAAACCAUUGAAGAAGAGAAAUUUUCCGCACACGUUUUUUUUACCGUACCUAUGAAGAUUCAAAUCGAUAUAUGUAGACAAACGUUGAGGUAAACUAUAAAUAUAUUUUGAUUUUUUUAUGGGAUACUUAUGUAUUUCUUUAGUCAGCCAAUACUGGACAUGUUUAAACAGAACACCCAUCAAAUGAAGAUUUUCGAAAUCAGCAUUUUAUUGGCUUUCUUCACUAAAAAUUUGGUAAAGAUACACCUAAAAUUCGUUGCGCCAUGUUCAAUAGACUAAAACGCUCGUUCAUCAUGUGAAGUAACCUUAAUGGUAAAGAUACUACCCCUUGCAUCAUGUUUUCUGAAAAUAUUUUGCAGAAUUUGCAGUUUAGCGUACAUUUUCGACUGUGCAAAUUUUUUAUACAUCCUGUAUAUUGUUUUUUUUGCACGUAGGUGAUAACCCGACAGUUGGUUCAACAGAAAAUCCACAGUGUGGUUCAACCAUGAGUGUCAAUAAAUGGCAGCGUAUGACAUGCGGGAAGAAGGGAAGAUAUGUGAACGUAAUACGCGCUGUUCCUAAUUCGGGAAGCCAAUUUAAACUUGUUGAAGUUGCAGUUUUAAAGAAACCUCUAGGUGAUUAA
Messenger RNA from Paramuricea clavata, 2199 nucleotides. The record is from the annotation of a GenBank genome assembly. NCBI's taxonomy places the organism in Eukaryota, Metazoa, Cnidaria, Anthozoa, Malacalcyonacea, Plexauridae.